AUGUUCACGUUUUCUAUAAUAACUCCGAGCACAGAUGAUUAUUCGUGUAAGGCGUCGCUUUUGUCUUUUGAUAAUGAUAUAAAGAUUUUGGCUGAUCCGAGCUGGAAUGGUAAUAAUCAUGAAGACAUUUUAUACAUGGAACAAUACUUAAAGGAAGUGGACAUAAUACUUUUAUCUCAUUCUACACCAGAAUUUAUAAGUGGAUUUGUUUUAUUAUGUAUUAAAUUUCCUAAUUUAAUGUCCAACAUACCUAUUUAUUCUACAUUGCCUGUAAAUCAGUUAGGUAGAGUCUCAACAGUUGAAUACUACAGAGCUAAUGGAGUUUUGGGACCGUUGAAUAAUAGCAUAUUAGAAGUCGAUGAGGUGGAUGAAUGGUUUGAUAAGAUUAUACCGUUGAAGUAUUUCCAGACAUUGAGUGUAUUUGAUAAUAGAUUGGUUAUCACUCCAUAUAAUGCUGGGCAUACUCUAGGUGGGACAUUUUGGUUAAUAACAAGGAGACUAGAAAAAAUCAUAUAUGCACCUUCGUGGAACCAUUCUAAAGAUUCAUUCUUAAACAGUGCCAGUUUCUUGUCAUCAUCAAGUGGAAAUCCAUUGUCUCAAUUGAUGAGACCGACUGCAUUAAUUACCAACACCGAUCUAGGAUCUACAAUGUCUCAUAAGAAACGUACAGAGAAAUUCCUUAAUUUAGUGGAUGCCACAUUGGCUAAUGGAGGUGCAGUAUUAUUGCCGACAUCUCUUUCAGGUAGAUUUUUGGAAUUAUUACAUUUAAUAGAUCAGCAUUUGCAAAGUGCACCUAUACCUGUCUAUUUCUUGUCGUAUUCCGGAACUAAAGUUUUAAGUUACGCUUCUAAUUUGUUGGAAUGGAUGUCUUCGCAAUUAGUAAAGGAAUGGGAGGAAGCUUCUUCAAUGAAUAAUAAUAGUUCAAACAAGAACAAUUUUCCAUUCGAUCCAUCCAAAGUCGACUUGUUACUGGAUCCCAGUGAGCUCGUUCAAUUAAGUGGUCCAAAAAUUGUUUUUUGUUCGGGUAUUGACCUUAAGAAUGGUGACAUGUCUUCCGAAGCAUUACAAUACUUGUGUCAGGAUGAGAAAACAACUAUAGUCUUAACAGAAAAGACACAUUUUGGGUUGGAUAAUUCUAUUAACUCCCAAUUAUAUAAUGAUUGGUACAAUCUUACGAAGCAAAAGCAAGGAGGUACCGUUGAAGAUGGGAUUGCUGUUCCUCUAGAAAAGGCAGUUAGUUUGGAAAAUUGGCAUAGAGAAGAACCAUUAAUAGGUGCAGAACUUACUGAUUUUCAGGAGAAGAUAAACUUACAAAGGAAGCAAAAGUUACUUGCUAAGGUAAGAGAUAGAAAAAAUCAAAAUUUAUUAAACGCAGAUACAAUAAAUGGAGAUGACUCCUCAUCCGAUGAAGACGACGAUGUUGUAUCAUCUGAUGAAGAAGUUUCUGCAUUAAAAUAUGCUGAUGUUCCUUCUAACGCUGACAUUCCUAAUACAACAAAUGUGACCUCAGUUGUGAAUGUUGACGAGCUUUCGGCCCAUGAAGCUUUUAUAACAGAUCACGUCAAACAAACCCUCGAAGCAAAUCGUCCAUUAGACCUCAAGAUCACGCAUAAAUUGAAACCUAGACAGGCAAUGUUCCCUUACAUAGUCAGUUCUCAUAAACAAAAGUUUGAUGAUUAUGGUGAAGUGAUUGACAUCAAAGAUUUUCAAAAGCAAGAGGAUUCAAGUAGCAACAAAUUAAUUAUGGAAAGUAAACGGAAAUUCGAACAAAAUGAAAAGCGUAAAUGGGGUAAUGUCGAUAAUAAGGGUAAAGGACGUGGCAAGAACUCAGAUAAGGAUAAUAAUAAUAACCAAAAUAAAAUCACACCUCAAGAGCUCCUAAACAAUCAAUUGUUACAAAAGAACCUUGAUACGUUGUUUAGUCCUAGAAAAAGAAUUCCACUCAAUGCGGCAUCUUCGUUUUCAUCGAAACCACAAGAGUUGCGUAUGAGAUGUGGGUUGUCGUUUGUUGAUUUAUCGGGUUUGGUAGACAUGCGUUCAUUAAGUUUGAUCGUUUCAUCCUUGAAGCCAUAUAAUUUAUUGUUGUUGCCCGAUUUUAGUAUAGGCCAAAAUACAAUCGACGAAAUGAAUGGUUUAGUAACUGUUAAGCAGAUGUUUGAUCAACAGCAAGAUCAACAACAGCAAGAGCAAAAUAAAAAGUCAUUGGCUAACUCAUCAAGGUAUCUAUCCUUGGCAACCAUAAGAGGUGGAAUUUCGAAUUUUAUGACAAGUAAUAACGGUGCAGGUAAGCUGGCGAUUUUCGCCAUGCUGUGCAAUACUCCAGUGAAGAUUGGAGGUGACGAUUCUGAUGAUACUGGUAUCGGAUUAAGUAACUUUGAAAUUAAAUUGGAUGAUAGCAUUAUUAACAACUUGAAAUGGCAAAAUAUUGAUGGUAGUUACAGGGUAGCUCAAGUCUAUGGUGAGUUAGAAAUACAUAACCAAGAUUUGCCUAAUAAGAAGCAAAAGACUAUCAGUGACUACAUGAAUUCAUCAACCCAAUUCACUUUGAAGCAUAUUUCCAACCAGGACUUUUUAAAGCAACAACAAGCCCUCAUAGAUGCACAUGCUGCCACUACGGGCCAACUACUCAAUAAUAAUGGUCCAAAGUUGGCGAUUGGUAAUAUUAGAUUACCUGAGCUUAAAAAGAAACUUAUUGGCCGUAAUAUGAAUGCAGAAUUUAAAAGUGAAGGUACAUUGGUUGUGAACAAUAGUGUUGCAAUUAGAAAGGUUACUUACAGCAGCGUUGAAGGUGAAGACACUGGUGACAUAGUUAUUGAUGGUGCUAUGGGCCCAUUAUACUAUGAAAUUAAAGAUUGUAUACGUGAAAUGUUGGCCUAUGUAUAG
This is a messenger RNA of Debaryomyces fabryi, 2883 nucleotides long. RefSeq names its product cleavage polyadenylation factor subunit. Gene Ontology annotation, biological process: mRNA 3'-end processing by stem-loop binding and cleavage. The transcript has a single exon. The coding region runs from base 1 to 2883 and encodes 960 amino acids. The record is from RefSeq and is a predicted model, not a curated record. Gene Ontology annotation, cellular component: mRNA cleavage and polyadenylation specificity factor complex. Lineage: Eukaryota; Fungi; Ascomycota; Pichiomycetes; Serinales; Debaryomycetaceae. Gene Ontology annotation, molecular function: RNA binding.